AUGGUCAACAACAAGGUGUUCGUCCAUGUCUUCCGUUACAGCGACAUCCACCGACGCCGAGUUGACAACUUAGUUCUAAACGAUGAAGUCCUCUUCCAUCGCUCUAAAGAAGUAGGAAUCCGACAACGCCUGCAACUGUCAUUUUUAGACAGAAGUCAGCCUCUCCGCAUGCGGCCAACAAUUGAUUUUUGGCCCUGCCAACAGUCCGCAUCUUAAUCCUGUCGGAAAUAUUUUCGCACCUAACAAAAGGAAGUCACACAAGGUAAUGAAGAAACUUUUAGUGCAAGAAAAGCUUGGUUUUUUGCUACUUAAUCACACUGAAUGAUCCACCAUAGGCAACCCGGCUGUCUGCAUGUCUGAGAGUCUUUUUGCUGUGUUAAAUGCUGAUAGACGAUCAACAGGGUACUGAUUUCUUGUAUUUGUCAUAAUUUCAAACUACUUUCCCAUUUUCAUGCGCCCCCUUCCUUGUGUACCCCUAUAGUUAACCUUAUUAAAGUAAUUUACAGUGUAGCCAUUUUCUGUAACUAGUUUCCAGUCAAGAGUAAUUAUUUUUAUGUGCGUAAAUAUUAAUUACGAAACCCAACUAUGCCUUCUUUUCAAGAACGGUCGUUUAUAUACUGCGGUAAGACUUGAGAAACGAGUUUGCAUUAUAGGGGUUUUUUUGAGAAAUUCGUGACAGGACCUGGCGAUCGAGACAAUCGAGUUGCUUCUACAAAGUAAACAGGAUGAAACGGAGAAUCGUCUUGGACGCGCCCAAACCCUUCAGCUCCUGAAGUUCUGUCUCAGGACGUAUCUCAAGUUCGAGGGGACUAUCCACAAACAGGUGAAGGGCACACCAAUGGGUUCGUCGAUUUCGGGAUUCAUCGCCGAGGCGGUCCUUCAACGGUUUGAGUCGCUGGUCUUCCAACCUAACAGACCGAAACUCUGGGCACGGUAUGUGGAUGAUACCUUUGUCGUUAUCGACCGGGAUCAACUCCUGACAUUCAAGGAGCGUCUGAAUGUGGUCUUCCCGGACAAACAAUUUACGAUUGAGGAAGAAAAUAACAACCAGCUGGCCUUCCUGGAUGUCCUCCUAUGCCGCAAAGAUUAA
This is a messenger RNA of Spirometra erinaceieuropaei, 1090 nucleotides long. The record is from the annotation of a GenBank genome assembly. NCBI's taxonomy places the organism in Eukaryota, Metazoa, Platyhelminthes, Cestoda, Diphyllobothriidea, Diphyllobothriidae.